UUAGUAUAAAUAGGUCCAAGCAAGCGCUCCUAACUCAAGUGCAAAAAACUUCUCUCUUCUUAUCCUGUAAUAUUCUUCUUUCAAUUAGAGCUUUGUCUUGCAAUCCUUUUCUGACGGACCUUUGCAUCUCCUAAACUUUUAGCCAAAAUGAAGAAAGUGAUUGUGAAAUUGGGAUUAGAGGAAAAUCACAAAUCAAAGCAGAAGGCUAUGAAGGCAGUCUCUGGUCUUUCAGGGGUUGAUUCAAUCUCCAUGGACAUGAAGGACAAGAAGUUGACCGUGACCGGUGAUAUAGAUCCAGUUGAUGUAGUGAACAAGUUGAGGAAGCUUUGCAGCACAGAGAUAGUCUCUGUUGGACCAGCAAAAGAAGAGAAGAAGAAAGAAGAGCCUAAGAAAGAAGAGCCAAAGAAGGAUGACAAAAAGAAAGAUGCUAAGGAGGAACCAAUUGUCUAUCCUAUUCUCUAUAGUCCUUACAUGCCGUACUAUGUUAGAAGCGUAGAGGAGGAUCCAAAUGCUUGUGUGAUUUGCUAGAUCUUAGAAGAGUUGGAUUGAAUCAUAAGUAAUCAAAAGAAGAAGAAAAAAUAAGAAAUAAUUGUCGGUAACGAUGAAUUAUAUCUUUUUUUACUGCACGGUUGGAAGAGAGGUCCUUAUGUACAGUAGCUGAAGGUGGUUGAGUUUAUCUUUUCAUGUUUUGUGGGUGUUGUUUUGGAAAUUGGAAUGCUAUAUAUUUCUAUUUUAGCGGCUUUGAUUUGACAUCGAUCAAUGGAAAAUGUUUUCAAUGC
Quercus robur (English oak) is the source of this 779-nucleotide messenger RNA. RefSeq names its product heavy metal-associated isoprenylated plant protein 39-like. NCBI's taxonomy places the organism in Eukaryota, Viridiplantae, Streptophyta, Magnoliopsida, Fagales, Fagaceae. Gene Ontology annotation, molecular function: metal ion binding. Bases 148 to 528 code for a protein of 126 amino acids. The record is from RefSeq and is a predicted model, not a curated record. The transcript is spliced from 3 exons.